UUCAAACGACGAUGCCUGGUGGAAGCAUGGAUUUCCUCAAAGACCUCAACGAACCGAAAGUGUAUGAACUGAAAAAGGCAUUCUGUCUGUUUGAUCUCGACGGCGAUGGAAUCAUCAGCGAGCAGGACCUGAAGAACACCUUCCUGACGCUGGGGCUGGAAAAGUCCGAAGCUGAGCUUAUCAAAAUGUUCGACGGUGUGGUGCAACCGCUGAAAUUGGAUGUCUUCCUACUGCUCGUGCUGCAGCGAGCGAACGGCCUUGCACCGAAGGAUGUCAUGGUGAACGCGCUCCGCUUCUGGGACAGAGCCAACACCGGUUUCAUCGAUAAGGAAAAGUUCAAGUUCGACCUCAUGACGUACGGCGAUCGGUUCACGGCAGAGGAAGCGGAGGAUGCCCUGGCGGACGCGAUGGUGACCCGUGGGCCACAGAUAACCCGUGACGGUGAGCUGAUGGAGAAGAUUGACUACAUGGACUUUGCGGAGAACAUUUCCGGCUUCCAGCGAACGGAUCACAAGUGAGAGUUGCUCGGUGACAUCGCGGGUAGAGCGGGGAGAAGCAGGCGGUGAAAAAUAGUACAUUUUUGGUGCCGGUAUUUUUGGAUGUGUAUCAAGCAGGCUGGGGAUGGUUUUCUGUUGUUUUUGUUUCGCCGAGGCAUGGGAACGUGGCAAAUUCAAUCUGUUUCGGUUGGUAUUGGAGAAGAGGGAUACGGGACGGACCAGAAAAAAAGGAACUGUAAUUUUUUCAGGUUUUUGCUUCAGUUUAUGCAGCAGGGAGGGAGGGAAGGAGGGCGACAAGAGGAAAUGGAAAAUUUUAUUCAGAUUGUUUUUGGUGUGGAAAUAAAUAGAACUGCAUUGGAAGGAAGUUUGUACGGUGCCAGAAUGCGAGAUUUGGCAGGCAAUGGAGUGUGAAAUAAUAAGGGAAAGCUAUCUGAUUCAA
This is a messenger RNA of Ochlerotatus camptorhynchus, 936 nucleotides long. RefSeq names its product myosin regulatory light chain 2, skeletal muscle. Gene Ontology annotation, molecular function: calcium ion binding; myosin heavy chain binding. Gene Ontology annotation, biological process: locomotion; post-embryonic development. NCBI's taxonomy places the organism in Eukaryota, Metazoa, Arthropoda, Insecta, Diptera, Culicidae. Gene Ontology annotation, cellular component: cytoplasm; myosin II complex. The transcript has 3 exons. Bases 12 to 518 code for a protein of 168 amino acids. The record is from RefSeq and is a predicted model, not a curated record.